Lotus japonicus is the source of this 2604-nucleotide messenger RNA. RefSeq names its product cryptochrome-1-like. Gene Ontology annotation, biological process: circadian regulation of gene expression; blue light signaling pathway; entrainment of circadian clock by photoperiod. The record is from RefSeq and is a predicted model, not a curated record. Gene Ontology annotation, molecular function: FAD binding; DNA binding; blue light photoreceptor activity. NCBI's taxonomy places the organism in Eukaryota, Viridiplantae, Streptophyta, Magnoliopsida, Fabales, Fabaceae. The transcript has 5 exons. The coding region runs from base 207 to 2258 and encodes 683 amino acids. Gene Ontology annotation, cellular component: cytoplasm; nucleus.
UGCUUUUACCUCCUUAUGGCUAAAAAUCUCCCACAGUAAACAUAACCCAAGAAAGCAAAGAAGCUAAAAGGGGUGAGAAAGAGAGAGAGAAAACUCAUAUAAUCAGCAUUUCUUGGUUUUCUGUGGCUUCGUCACUCAAAUAAAGGAACAAAAGAGAUCUGGUAGAUGGUUAUUAACAGAGAGGUUGCAUGUGAACAUUUGUGGAGAUGUCAGGUGGAGGAGCAUGCAGCAUAGUUUGGUUCAGGAGGGAUCUGAGGGUUGAGGAUAAUCCAGCACUUGCAGCAGGAGUCAGAGCAGGAGCUGUGGUUGCUGUUUUCAUCUGGGCACCUGAAGAAGAGGGUCAGUACUACCCUGGAAGGGUCUCAAGGUGGUGGCUCAAGAACAGUUUGGCUACCCUUGAUUCUUCUUUGAGAAGCCUUGGCACCCCUCUUAUAACUAAGAGAUCAACUGAUAGUGUUUCUUCUUUGUUGGAGGUUGUUAAGUCCACUGGAGCCACUCAAAUCUUUUUCAACCAUUUAUAUGAUCCAUUGUCACUAGUUAGGGAUCACAGAGCAAAGGAGGUUCUGACUGCUCAAGGCAUCACCGUACGUUCCUUCAAUUCAGAUUUAUUGUAUGAGCCAUGGGAUGUGAAUGAUGCUAAUGGCCAACCAUUCACAACUUUUGAUGCUUUUUGGGAAAGAUGCCUUACCAUGCCUUAUGACCCACAAGCACCUCUUCUUCCACCUAAAAGGAUUAUUCCAGGUGAUGCAUCAAGGUGCCCUUCUGAUACAUUGGUGUUUGAAGAUGAAUCAGAGAAAGCAAGCAAUGCGCUUCUUGCUCGAGCAUGGUCACCCGGGUGGAGCAAUGCAGACAAGGCUUUGACAGCAUUUAUAAACGGUCCCCUAAUUGAGUACUCGAAGAAUCGCAGGAAGGCUGACAGUGCCACAACCUCAUUCCUCUCCCCGCAUUUGCAUUUUGGCGAGGUGAGCGUCAAGAAAGUUUUCCAUCUUGUCCGAAUUAAGCAAGUCCUUUGGGCCAACGAAGGAAACAUAGCUGGUGAAGAAAGUGUGAACUUGUUUCUCAAGUCUAUUGGCCUUAGAGAGUAUUCAAGGUACAUCAGUUUCAACCACCCUUAUAGUCAUGAAAGGCCUCUUCUAGGACACCUUAAGUUUUUCCCUUGGGUAGUGAAUGAAGGCUAUUUCAAGGCUUGGAGACAAGGCAGAACAGGUUACCCUUUGGUGGAUGCUGGAAUGAGAGAGUUGUGGGCUACUGGUUGGUUGCAUGAUCGGAUACGCGUGGUGGUUUCUAGUUUCUUUGUGAAGGUUCUGCAGCUUCCUUGGAGAUGGGGAAUGAAGUAUUUCUGGGAUACCCUUUUGGAUGCGGAUCUUGAGAGUGAUGCUCUUGGUUGGCAAUAUAUAUCUGGCACUAUACCUGAUGGCCGUGAACUUGACCGAAUAGAUAAUCCACAGUUUGAGGGGUACAAAUGUGAUCCAAAUGGCGAAUAUGUACGACGCUGGCUACCUGAACUUUCAAGACUACCAACUGAAUGGAUACAUCAUCCAUGGAAUGCACCAGAGUCUGUAUUGCAAGCCGCCGGAAUUGAACUUGGGUCAAACUACCCUCUUCCAAUUGUUGGAAUAGAUGCAGCAAAAGCAAGAUUGCAGGAAGCACUGUUACAAAUGUGGCAACAAGAAGCAGCUUCAAGAGCUGCAAUGGAAAACGGAACCGAGGAAGGGCUUGGAGACUCCUCUGAAUCAGCCCCUAUUGCUUUUCCUCAAGACAUGAUAAUGGAGGAGGAAAGACAUGAACCUGUUAGGAACAAUCCCCCUCAUGGUACUCGACGCUACCAGGAUCAGAUGGUGCCAAGCAUCACUUCUUCCCAUGUGAGAGUGGAAGAGGAAGAAAUUGCUUCAGAUCUUCGAAACUCAGCACAAGACAACAGAGCUGAAGUGCCAAUGAAUGUAAACACACAGCAAAAUGCAAGAGAGGCAGUGAACCAAGGAGUGUUGCAGACUAUAAAUAGAAACAACACUCAACUACAGCACAAUAACACAGUGUGGCUGAGAAAUGCGGCCGAAGAUUCUACCGCAGAAUCUUCAAGUAGUACUAGGAGAGAAAGAGAUGGGGGUGUUGUCCCGGUGUGGUCUCCCCCAGCUUCUAGUUUCUCAGAGCAAUUUGUAGAUGAUGAAAAUGGUAUAGGAGCUAGUUCAUCCUACUUGCAGAGGCAUCCUCAGUCUCACCAAAUGAUGAAUUGGACUAGGCUACCUCAAACUGGGUAAUUCACAUCUGAAACAUGCCAACGAGAAGCAGGAGCAAAUUCAACCUCACCACUUCUGUUGGCAAAAUGGGAUGGAGAACCUGCAAUAGACAUGCAUGUUUUCAUUCUCUACUCCUUGUACUGAUGUUGACAAAUGAUUAACUGCUGACCUCCAAUGUGCAUGAAAAAUAUCAGUUCAUUCGGAUAGUGUCAUCUGCAAACACUUUUGCCUUUCUUGUACAAAAUGUGUAGGCCUAUUGUAUAGUGUAUUUUGUGUAGUGAGGGAGAGAAAGAAACUAUUGGAUCGUUGGUCUACUGAUAAACUCAGGUUUGUGCUUAUUAUUUAAGGCAGGAUAUAUUUCUUUUAA